GCAGACGGCUGUCAGCUCACACUGGAUCCAAACACAGCGAACAGAAACCUGUUUCUGUCUGAGGGGAACAGGAGGGUGACACACACACGGGGGAGAGCGGAGACAUAUCCUGAUCAUCCUGAGAGAUUUGAGUGCUGGCCCCAGGUUGUGUGCAGAGAGAGUGUGUGUGAGCGCUGUUACUGGGAGGCUGAGUUCAGUGUGUCUGAGAGGGGGAGGGUUGAUAUAGCAGUGACAGAUAAAGGAAUCAGCAGGAAAGGAGGGGGUUCUGACUGUAGGUUUGGAUGGAAUAAAAACUCCUGGAUUCUGAGCUGCUUUAAAUACAGUCACUCUGAUAAUUACUCUGUCAGGCACAAUAAUAACUCAACAGACAUACCUGCCCCCCCCCCAGGAGUCUGUGUGUACAGGGUAGGAGUGUGUGUGGACCGUCCGGCCGGCACUCUGUCCUUCUACAGCGUCUCUGACUCUGACACACUGACCCUCCUGCACAGAUUCCACACACACAUCACUCAACACACACCCCUCUGUGCUGGAUUUAGAAUGCGUUACGCCUCAGUUUUCCUCUGCCAACUGGAGUAGAGACACACACACAAACAUGCACACACACACACGCAUACACACGCAUGUGCGCGCACAC
Messenger RNA from Anguilla anguilla (European eel), 634 nucleotides. Its product is annotated as stonustoxin subunit beta-like. Lineage: Eukaryota; Metazoa; Chordata; Actinopteri; Anguilliformes; Anguillidae. The record is from RefSeq and is a predicted model, not a curated record. The transcript has 2 exons. The annotation marks the transcript as partial. Gene Ontology annotation, molecular function: protein binding.